AUGACCAGUGGAGCACGCAUUGUCAUUCCCACUUUGCUUCUAUUCAUUGCUGCUCUCUUCACUGCAACUUGCGCCCAUGACAAUGCUGAGCUGAUUCACAACGAAAUCCUGGUGGACACCUCCUCCUAUUCCAAUAAGGACACUCAACAAGCCCAUCACAGAAACCACCACCAUCACCAUCACCACAACCAUGACAACUAUAAAGACAAUGACGACGACCAUGACAACGACCAUGACGACAACGAAGAAGAAGAAGAAGAGGAGGAGGAAGAUAAUGUUUAUCAUCAAGUGGAGGCACACCAUAAGACACAGGAGGUGUAUCCUAUCGUGGCUGAUAUGAACACCGUAUCGACAGCUGCAAGGGAUCUAUCUAUAUCCGCCGAUAGUUUACCGACAUCGAGUAGCUCAGUAGCUUCAUCCAAGCAAAAGACAACAUUGAAUGGCAAUGACGACGGCACCAUCUCUAGCACCAACUCCAAUAGGACGCCUGAUUUCAGUUUGGAAGCCAGCCCUCAUGUUCAAGUGAAUCUUUUCUGCGUGAUUGACCAUGCAUUCUGCAGCAAGGUGGCAGGGGCAUUGCAGGAUGCUGCCAAAAUGUUCAACGACGUUGUAAAUAUAAAGAAUGACUUGUUGAUACAAGCGACCUAUUACAGCUUUUGUGAAAAGGGUUGUGCCAAUGAUACAUUUGGAUGGGGAGCCCCGUCUUCGCAGUUUACCCUUCCUUUUGAAGAUGGUGCAGAUCUCAACUACAUAUACCCACAGGCACUAGCAAAACAAUUGGCACCUUACAGCAACACUUCAGCAUGGGCAAAUCAUGACAUUGCUUUGGAGAUCAACCAUGACAUUUAUAUGAAUUCAAUCAAUCAGGAACAGGCACAUCAGGAUGGAUGGAAUGGUACCGGUGUUCCUGCAGGAGGAAUCUAUUACUUUAAAGAUGAUUCAAGCAACAUUGCAUCGGAUCAAAUCGACUUGAGAUAUAUCAUGCUUCAUGAGAUCUUACAUGGCGUUGGCUUCUUGAGUUCAUGGGCAGCUUAUUUUGCAAAUGCGGCAUCACCCUUUCGAGCAUUGAUCAAUGGCAUCAUCGAUCCAGAUGAGCUACAACUUGUGACACCCAGCCCUUUUUGGUUCAUCAAACAGCAAACCGGUCCCAUCUUUGUCACAGGCUUUCAACCGACAAUGAUAUUCGACAAGUUCCUUUAUAGCAUCAACCCACAAUCCAAUCGCUCAGAUCCUUUAUCGUUGGCAGCUGUUGGAUUUGAUAUGCAAAACUUUUGUGUUCAGGACACGCAAUCCUUUGUCAUCAAUUUCAUCCAAGAGUUCAACCGAUCGAAUCAAUCACGCAACGCCAAUCGACUUUGGACUUCGAUGAGUGAAGAAAAUACGCUCAGCUUUCAUUUCCCACCAUCAGCAAUCGAUAACAGCAGCUAUAAUACAAAUUCGUACCUGAAUGAGACAUACAAAGUGAUGCGAUUGUUGACAGGCGACCAGCUAUUGACCUCGCACAUGGAGCUAUCGAAUCGGAAUUUUCGACUUGGGAUUGCCAUCUCACAUUUGGAUGAAAACUAUUCGACCACGCCCGAUUUUCUCAUGACAGGAUCGUACAUCAGAGGCCAAUCCAUUGAAGACAUUGUGCAAGAAGCUUACAAACAUCUACCAACAAUUUAUUACAAUGUGAAUGUCAACAACACUGAUACUCAGCACGUAUACCAAUCACCCAUCGGUCCAGGCGUUUUGAGAAUAUUGGAUUCAAUGGGCUAUUCAACAGUGCUAAGUAACACCAACUACACCACAGCGGGCAAUGUCAAAUCAGGCAAGAUGCCAUCUGUAUGCGACGACAAGAAUAACAACCAUGCCAUAUCCAAGAGUAAAAAGAAUCUAGACACAUCCGAAGCAACGCCAGCGUCAUCAAACAACAUGUCAGAGACCCUGGUAGCACUUUGGGCUGUUGUACUCUUGUCAGUGUUGUUCUUUUAG
This is a messenger RNA of Lichtheimia ornata, 1974 nucleotides long. RefSeq lists its product as uncharacterized. The record is from RefSeq and is a predicted model, not a curated record. The transcript has 4 exons. Lineage: Eukaryota; Fungi; Mucoromycota; Mucoromycetes; Mucorales; Lichtheimiaceae. The coding region runs from base 1 to 1974 and encodes 657 amino acids.